UCGCGCGUGUGCUCCCGCUCCUCACGCGGCGGCCGGGGCCGCCUCUCCCUCCCUCCCGCCCGCCCUCCGAGAGCGGCCGCGCCGUCGCCUUCCGCGCCUCGCGGCUCCCUCCAGACCUCAGCGCGGGUGAGUCCUGAUUCUAGAGACAGUUGCUGCUGACCCUGUAACUCUAAGGACGAAGUAGCUGGCUAAACUCAUUCUUGGUAUAGGUGGACACCAUGUCUUUGAAGAUUCAGACCAGCAAUGUAACCAACAAGAAUGACCCCAAGUCCAUCAACUCUCGGGUCUUCAUUGGAAACCUAAACACAGCUGUGGUAAAGAAGUCAGAUGUAGAAACCAUUUUUUCCAAAUAUGGCCGUGUGGCCGGAUGUUCUGUGCACAAAGGCUAUGCCUUUGUCCAGUAUGCCAACGAGCGCCAUGCCCGGGCAGCUGUACUGGGAGAGAAUGGACGGGUGCUGGCUGGACAGACUCUGGACAUCAACAUGGCUGGAGAGCCCAAGCCCAAUAGACCCAAGGGGCUAAAGAGAGCAGCAACUGCUAUAUACAGGCUGUUUGAUUAUCGAGGUCGCCUUUCUCCAGUGCCCGUGCCCAGGGCAGUCCCAGUGAAGAGACCCCGUGUCACGGUCCCUUUGGUUCGCCGUGUCAAAACUACAAUACCUGUCAAGCUCUUUGGCCGUUCUACAGCCAUCACUACUGGCUCAGCCAAGAUCAAGUUAAAGAGCAGCGAGCUACAGACCAUCAAAACAGAGCUGACACAGAUCAAGUCCAACAUCGAUGCCCUGUUGGGUCGCUUGGAACAGAUCGCUGAAGAACAAAAGGCCAACCCAGAUGGCAAGAAGAAGAGUGAUGGCAGCAGUGCUGGAGGAGGGGGCAGCAGUGGUGGCGGCAGCAGUGGCAAUGCUAGUGGUGGUGGCAGCGGCAGUGGCGGCAAUGGUGGUGGCAGUGGCAGCUGCAGCAGUCGGCCCCCGGCCCCCCAAGAAGACACAGCCUCUGAGGCAGGCACACCCCAAGGAGAAGUCCAAACUCGAGAUGACGGUGAUGAGGAAGGACUGCUCACACAUAGUGAGGAGGAACUGGACCACAGCCAGGACACAGAUGCAGAAGAUGGGGCCUUGCAGUAAGCAGGAGAAAUGGCCACCAGCAGAAGGGCAUCACUGUCUCUGGCCUCAAGCCAGGCACCCAUCUCUGGAUGCCAGAUUGUAGCGGGUACCAGAGGAAAGCUGGCAGCAGGCACUCCUCUCCCCAUGCAUCCCAGCCAGUGAGUGCUACGUCCUUUGCAAGUGGAGUUACUGGCCUACCCUUACCCCAUGCACUCUUGUCUGCGCACCGCCUGGGCCAAAGGGGCAGAACACAUUCUGCCUUUCUUCCCCAGGGAAUUCCCAGGCUUGGAUUUUUCUAUAGGUUUGAAGGGAGGGU
This is a messenger RNA of Phodopus roborovskii (desert hamster), 1416 nucleotides long. It is a transcript of the gene Raly, whose product is annotated as RALY heterogeneous nuclear ribonucleoprotein. Gene Ontology annotation, molecular function: RNA binding. The transcript has 9 exons. Lineage: Eukaryota; Metazoa; Chordata; Mammalia; Rodentia; Cricetidae. Bases 219 to 1121 code for a protein of 300 amino acids. The record is from RefSeq and is a predicted model, not a curated record. Gene Ontology annotation, cellular component: nucleus.